AUGGAGACCCUGUUCCUGACCGUUGUGCUGGGUCUGGUCGCUGCCCUGCAGGCCCAGGACCCCCUGUCCUUCACCUCGGAGGAGCAGGAUCUCACAGGGACCUGGUACGUGAAGGCCAUAGUGACUGACUGGGAAGUGCCAGAGGGGAAGAGGCCCAGCAAGAUGUCACCUGUGACAGUGACAGCCCUGGAAGGUGGGGACUUGGAGGCCACAUUCACCGUCAUGAAGGAGGGUCAGUGCCACCAGAAGAAAGUCCUGAUGCAGAAAACCGAGGAGCCGGGCAAAUACAGCACCUGUAGGAGUCCCGACGUGAACCCAGACGCCCUGGAAGAGUUUAAGAAAUUCAUACGGUGCAAGGGAUUCCUGGAGGACAACAUUUUCAUACCCACGUGGAUGG
This is a messenger RNA of Galeopterus variegatus (Sunda flying lemur), 397 nucleotides long. Its product is annotated as odorant-binding protein 2a-like. Gene Ontology annotation, molecular function: small molecule binding. The transcript has 4 exons. NCBI's taxonomy places the organism in Eukaryota, Metazoa, Chordata, Mammalia, Dermoptera, Cynocephalidae. The record is from RefSeq and is a predicted model, not a curated record. The annotation marks the transcript as partial.